UAUUUAAUGCGACAUUUAUUUUGAAAAUCGCACCGGCCGACUUGACUUCCUGCCUGAACCUGUGGUGGACAAGCAGAGCGGAGGAGAAGGAGAAGAAGGACCAAAUAUGGGGAUUAAACUCUACUACACCACUGUUACCGCCUCAAGGACGGUGAAGUCCCAACAGGGCGAAGUGACGCGCAUACUGGACAGUAAGAGCAUCCAGUACGAGCUCAUCGACAUCUCACUGGGCAGCGAGCUGCGCGACGACAUGAGAAGGAAAUCAGGAAAUCCCGGAGCUGUUCCUCCGCAGCUUUUCAACGAAGACCAGUAUUGUGGGGUUAGUCUUUUGACUAUCAUAAUGAUGAUUCUGGCUCCACAGCACGGACUAUGAGAUGUUCUCUGAGGCGGUGGAGGCAGACACGGUGGAACAAUUCCUAAAGCUGGUGUGAAGAAGCCGCUGCCUAAAUGUCCGUGUCGUCCCGUCAACCACACUGACGCCACUUUCAUAACGCCAUCAUGAAGAAAGCCAAAUAACCUGAGUGCACGCAGUCACACACCACUUUCCCAUCUUUGUCCACUAGGAGCCAGCGUGGUGUCUGAAUGUGAAAAUGAUGCUGACCAAGCUCUGUUUUAAUAAUCUACUGCACGUCGCUAUCAUCAUUCAGUCUUAAUAACAACUUUCUUUUAGCCUUCUGUUGCACUUACACACUGCUUGUUAUUGUUCUCACGGUAGUAGCAUUUAUAUUACAACAUUAGCCUCUUUAUUUUUAGUGCUCCUUUUCUUGUUUCACAAUCAAGUGUUUUCAGGGAAUUUGGAAAUCUACUAUGUAUUUGUUAAUCAAGGCAUUGACUGAAUUUAAGCCUAAAUAUCAUUCCUUCAGUAUUUUUGAGCCUACUUGUUAGCACAGAGUGCCCAACAGACCAGAAUGUGAGAAAAGAAUAGUUCCCGAACAACAUGGAAACAUCUCAGAAUUUCAAAUUUGGUCGAAUCUAUUUCAUUUACAUGGUAUAUUGUUUGUUGACUGACAGGACCAAAAAGACACCAAAUGUAGUGACAUGUAGCCUAUUCUUCUGUUAUGCACUGAAACAAUUAACAGUACAUUUAGAUGGAUUGACUCUGGGAGCCCUCACCACAUAGUUAUUAUUUUUCCAUUAGGUUGUUUAUUUACCUCAAUAUGAUUUCUUUCUGUGCUGAUCAAUAACUGUAUUCUUCACAAUGUUUGUGCACGGUUUUGUAUACCUCUCAAUUGUACAUGUUCAUCUACCAUGAUCAAAAUCAUGUUUUACACAUUCCACGUCUCUCGCCGAGCUCAAGCCUUGUUUGGACCAAUUCCCCUUGGCCAAAAAGAAGAAAACGAUAGGAAAUAAAGUGCUGUUGUCUUCCAAGAAGAUUGUGAUAUGUGAUGUAAGAGUUGUGAAUUAAAAAAUGAAGUUUGAUUGAA
Messenger RNA from Nerophis ophidion (straightnose pipefish), 1424 nucleotides. RefSeq names its product SH3 domain binding glutamate-rich protein like 3 (gene sh3bgrl3). Bases 107 to 373 code for a protein of 88 amino acids. The record is from RefSeq and is a predicted model, not a curated record. The transcript has 3 exons. Gene Ontology annotation, cellular component: cytoplasm. Lineage: Eukaryota; Metazoa; Chordata; Actinopteri; Syngnathiformes; Syngnathidae.